Ctenopharyngodon idella (grass carp) is the source of this 3361-nucleotide messenger RNA. RefSeq names its product WD repeat domain 1 (gene wdr1). The record is from RefSeq and is a predicted model, not a curated record. Gene Ontology annotation, molecular function: actin filament binding. Gene Ontology annotation, cellular component: cortical actin cytoskeleton. Lineage: Eukaryota; Metazoa; Chordata; Actinopteri; Cypriniformes; Xenocyprididae. Gene Ontology annotation, biological process: positive regulation of actin filament depolymerization; sarcomere organization; actin filament depolymerization.
UUCCUUACGGGCGUGUGCGCGCAGGUCUGAUCGAGCCCGAACCGUCUUUACUAUAUAUGGGCAAAGCCGAGCCGCCCGCGCGCCGCCGUCUCUUCCGCGUUCAGCGAUCAGCCGGUGACGGAAGCGCACAGAUCCGGACGGGACCGUUCAACUGCGCUCGGACAUAUAGUCAGUUAUUCAUUCAUUCACCGGAGGGAAAUAAAGCCGAUAUGUCGUACGAGCUGAAGCGCGUGUUUGCCAGCCUGCCACACAUGGAAAGGGGCGUGGCCAAAGUCCUGGGCGGAGACCCCAAAGGGAACAACUUCCUGUACACCAAUGGCAAGAGUGUGAUAAUCAGGAACAUCGAGAACCCUGCGAUCGCAGACGUCUACACUGAACAUCCGCAUCAGGUUAUCGUGGCGAAAUACGCUCCCAGCGGAUUCUACAUCGCGUCAGGCGAUGUGUCGGGGAAAAUCCGUAUCUGGGACACGACGCAGAAGGAGCAUCUGCUGAAGUACGAGUACCAGCCGUUCGGAGGGAAGAUCAAGGACAUCGCCUGGACCGAAGACAGCAAGAGGAUCGCUGUCGUGGGGGAGGGGCGAGAGAAGUUUGGAGCGGUGUUCCUCUGGGAUACGGGCUCAUCUGUCGGAGAGAUUGUGGGUCACAGCAAGAUCAUCAACACCGUUGACAUCAAACAGACGCGGCCGUAUCGUCUGGUCACGGGCAGCGACGACAACUGCACCACCUUCCUGGAGGGGCCGCCCUUCAAAUUCAAGUGCACCAUGAGUGAUCACAGUCGCUUCGUGAACUGUGUGCGCUUUUCUCCUGACGGGAAUCGUUACGCAUCGGCUGGUGCCGACGGACAGAUCUUCCUGUACGAUGGGAAGAGCGGAGAGAAGCUGGGCACUCUGGGAGGAGAGAAGGCUCAUGAUGGAGGCAUUUACGCUGUCAGCUGGAGUGCCGACAGCACACAGCUGAUCUCAGCGUCAGGUGAUAAGACGGUUAAGCUGUGGGAUGUGGCAGCGGGACAGGCGGUCACGACCUUUAACCUGGGCUCAGAUGUGCUGGACCAGCAGCUGGGCUGCUUGUGGCAGAAGAAUCACCUGCUCAGUGUUUCUCUGUCUGGAUUCAUCAACUACUUGGACAAGAACAACCCUGACCGCCCGCUGCGCACCAUCAAGGGUCACACCAAAUCCAUCCAGUGUCUGACGGUUCAUAAUGCGGACGGACGAUUGAACAUCUAUUCAGGCAGUCAUGAUGGACACAUUAAUUACUGGGACUCUGAGAGCGGAGAGAACGAUGAGAUUCUGGGGAAAGGACACUCUAACCUGGUGUCCAAGAUGAUGGUGGACGACGCGGGCCGUCUGGUGACCUGCAGCAUGGACGACACCGUCCGCUACACUGACCUGAGCAAGAGAGAGUACAGUGCCUCUGAUAUGAUCAAAAUGGACAUGCAGCCGAAGUGUGUGAGUGUUGGUCCAGGAGGCCUCGCCGUCACCGUGUGUAUUGGACAGCUGGUCCUGCUGAAGGACAAGAAGAAGCUCUUCACUCUGGACUCUCUGGGAUACGAGCCUGAAGCUGCAGCCGUUCAUCCAGGAGGCGGGACUGUGGCUGUGGGCGGAGCUGACGGGAAGGUGCGUCUGUACUCAGUUCAGGGAAACACCCUGAAGGAUGAUGGGAAAGUGCUGGACGUCCAGGGACCUGUGACGGACAUGUCCUACUCUAAGGAUGGAGCGUUCCUGGCUGUAACGGAUGAGAAGAAGGUCGUCACUGUUUUCACUGUCGCUGACGGAUACAAGGAGAAGAACGAGUUCUACGGUCAUCACGCGAAGGUGGUCUGUUUGUCCUGGUCACCUGAUAACGAGCACUUUGCCACCAGCGGGAUGGACAUGAUGGUUUACGUGUGGACCGUCAGCGAUCCCGACAAGAGGAUCAAACUCCCAGACACCCAUCGGUUACAUCACGUCAGCGGUCUGGCCUGGCUCAACGCCAACACGCUCGUCACGACGUCUCACGACGCCUGCGUCAAACAGUGGACUCUGAAAAUCUAAGCGCUGGCUCUCGGGAUCAACAGGAACAGAGACGGCCGUCUCGCUCUCGCUGUCUUUCUGUCGCUCUUCCUCUAUUCUUCUGUCUGUUGAUCACUGCUGCUCUCGGUUUGGUCUCGUUUCUCCAGCAGGUCAGGGUGGAAGCCCGUUUACACCACAGAAUCAUGCUUUUGGAAAUCAUAGUUAUGACUUAAAAAGAUGAAAUUAUAAUAAACUUAGUAGAAACUGAUGUUAAGCCGAAAUUGACUUAAGUCAUAAUUAUGGCAUAAUUAGUAUGUCAAAAUUCUGACUUAUUACACAAUUGAUUUUGUAAGUCAAAUCUACAUACUAAGAUGAAAUUGGCUUAAAAAUUCAUAAUUAUGACCUACGUUGAAAUAUGAUAAACCAAGCUGAAAUUAUGUAGAAAUUGACAGUCGAAAUUGACAUACUAAGACGAAACUGAUAUUAAGUUGAAAUUGAUUUAAAAAGUUAUAAUUAUGACUUACUAUGUCAAUUUCGACUUAGUCAAUUAUGACACAAAUUGAAAUUGAUACACUAAUUUGAAAUGUAGAAAUUGACAGUCGAAAUUUACAUACUAAGACGAAACUGAUAAGUCAAAAUUGACUUGAUGUCACUUAUGACCUAGUGUCAAAAUUUUAUAUAAUUAUGGCUUUUAAGUCAAAAUUGACAUUAAUUUCAUCGUAGCAAGUCAAAAUUGACAAAGACUCAGAAUUUCAGCUUAAAGUCGAAAUUAUGACAUAAUUGAAAUUGACAUACUAAGAAGUUUACAUAAAAAGUUGAAAAUGACUUGGUCAUAAUUAUGACAAAAAGUCAAAAUUAUGACACUAACUCGAAAUUGACAAGUUGUCAUAAUCAUGUCAUUUUAAUCUUAUGAGUUGUAGUGUCAUAAUUUUGACUUUUUAUGUCAUGAUUAUGAUUUAUCAUGAUUAUUGUUCUCGUGUGGUGGAAACGGGCUUCUAUAGGUUAGAAGCUCUUGCAGGAAAUGAACAGCAAUAGAAUGACGUAUCGCUGCACAGACAGACAGACAUCAGGCACUUGACCUUCCAGAACAAAACAUGUGACCAGAAUCUCUGUCAUGUGACAUUCCAGAAGCAGGGGUCAGAGUUCACGAGGUGUUCCUGACCCCUGAUGUGGCCGUGAGAAGAGGACGUUAGGGAGCAAUAAUCAAACCAAUAGCAGAUUGUGUGUGUGUGUGAGACAGUGUUUCGCUCUCUUCUAACCCUCCCCUGAUGUUUAUUUACUGUGUUUUGACUGGAUGUCUCUGGUUCAUUUUUCAUUGGGUGGAUGUAAUUCAUAAUUAUAUUAAUAAUGAUAAUAAAACACUUUUUAUGCAA